CAGCAGGUACCGCCCAAGGCGUUCCGGCCCCUUGGCUGCACAGCCAACAACGGUGAUGGCGGGCAGACAGUCUGUUUGGAGCCAGGCAGCUCUUCUCCAGUUUCUUCUUGGCAUGUGCCUAACGGUGAUGCCACCCACACAGGCCCGGCGUCUGCGCUUUGUUACCUUGCUGUAUCGACAUGGAGAUCGCUCACCAGUGAAGACAUAUCCUAAGGACCCUUAUCAGGAAGAGAAGUGGCCCCAGGGCUUUGGUCAGCUAACCAAGGAGGGGAUGCUACAGCACUGGGAGCUAGGCCAGGCUCUGCGGCAGCGCUACACUGGCUUUCUGAACACUUCUUACCACCGGCAGGAGGUUUAUGUGCGAAGCACUGACUUUGACCGUACUCUCAUGAGCGCUGAGGCCAACCUGGCUGGACUCUUCCCUCCCAGUGAAGUGCAGCGCUUCAAUGCUAACAUUUCAUGGCAGCCUAUCCCUGUUCACACUGUGCCUGUUACUGAAGACAGGUUGCUAAAGUUUCCAUUGGGCCCAUGUCCCCGUUAUGAGCAGCUGCAGAAUGAGACUCGGCAGACACCAGAGUAUCUGAACAAGAGUAUUCAGAAUGCACAAUUUCUGGACAUGGUGGCCAAUGAGACAGGACUUACGAAUCUGACCCUAGAGACCAUCUGGAAUGUGUAUGACACACUCUUUUGUGAGCAAACACACGGGCUGCUCCUGCCGCCCUGGGCCUCACCCCAAACCGUGCAGCAUCUGAGCCAGCUAAAGGACUUCAGUUUCCUCUUCCUCUUUGGGAUCCACGAGCAAGUACAGAAGGCCCGGCUUCAAGGGGGAGUUCUGCUGGCUCAGAUACUGAAGAACCUGACACAAAUGGCGACCACCUCUCAAUUCCCUAAGCUCCUUGUUUACUCUGCGCAUGAUACUACCCUGGUUGCUCUGCAAAUGGCACUGAAUGUCUACAAUGGGAAACAAGCCCCCUAUGCUUCCUGCCACAUAUUUGAACUUUAUCAGGAAGAUAAUGGGAAUUUCUCAGUUGAGAUGUACUUUCGGAAUGACAGUAAGAAGGCACCCUGGCCUCUGACCCUGCCUGGCUGCCCUCACCGUUGCCCACUGCAGGACUUCCUUCGCCUCACAGAGUCUGUCAUACCCAAGGACUGGCAGAAGGAGUGCCAGCUAACAAGUGAUACUGCGGACACGGAGGUGAUUGUAGCCUUGGCUGUCUGUGGCUCCAUACUCUUCCUUCUAAUAGUGUUGCUCCUCACUGUCCUCUUCCGGAUGCAGGCUCAGCCUCCUGGCUACCACCAUGUCGCAGACAGGGAAGACCAUGCUUGACAACCACUCAGUCCCCUUCCCUCUGCCUCCUAGGGGAGGUGGGCUGAGUCCUUGCUCCUGACUAUUGCUGAUCCCAGCCCAUGGACAGGAGUCCCUGGGUUUAGCCUCCCUGAUUAUCUAAGCCCAAAUGAAUGAGGCUCAGCUGGGCGCAUGACACCUGUGACUCCCAUCUACAUGCCUGAUGGUUACCAUGUACUGUGUUGGACACUGGCUUUCUCCAAAUGGGAUUUGCCUCUUCCAUACUCCCUGAGGACCUGAGACACAGACUAGCAUUCAUGUUCCACUCAGGACCUGGGAUAAAAAAAGAAAACUGAAGAAGCUGGUGCUUGACCUGCCUUGCUCUUCACCAAGCCUUGUUCUUUGUCUUCUAGCCCACAUCUUUGGCAAAUGGCUUAGAGGACAUUGUCCCUUGGUACUUUUUUAGAGGCAAAAACUGCAAAUCACUGGGAGCAUAAUAUGUGGUUAUCAAGGAACUGGA
Messenger RNA from Phodopus roborovskii (desert hamster), 1805 nucleotides. RefSeq names its product acid phosphatase 2, lysosomal (gene Acp2). Gene Ontology annotation, biological process: lysosome organization; dephosphorylation. Gene Ontology annotation, cellular component: lysosome. The transcript has 11 exons. Gene Ontology annotation, molecular function: acid phosphatase activity. Bases 56 to 1327 code for a protein of 423 amino acids. NCBI's taxonomy places the organism in Eukaryota, Metazoa, Chordata, Mammalia, Rodentia, Cricetidae. The record is from RefSeq and is a predicted model, not a curated record.